CAGACACGCACACUAUUAUUAUUCCACUAAGGAAUCCCCAAAUUCUAGUAUUCCCCAAUUGUGAUUAACCAAAGAAUAUAUCUUGUUUCAUAUUAAAUAAUAUAAAUAAUAAUAUACGAUAAUGAGGAUGAUGUAUAUAUAGUCAAUUGUAAUAAAAAUCAAAAGAAAGUGAAGUUGAAGAAUGGGAGAAGAACAAGGGAAGAAAGUUUUAGAAGAAGAAGGAUGGUUAGCUGCUCGAUCCACCGACAUUGAACUCACCGGAAUUCAGCUCACCACCACUCGUCCACCCUCUUCUUCCGAUCCUUUGUGGAUUCCGGCAGCCAUUCCCGGAACAGUUCUGUCAACCCUUGUAAAGAACAACCGAAUUCCAGAUCCUUUCUAUGGGUUGAAAAAUGAAGCAAUAAUGGACAUUGGUGAUUCUGGGAGGGAGUACUACACAUUCUGGUUUUUCACAACUUUUAAGUGUAAGCCGUCAGGUGAUCAGCAUGUUGACCUCAAUUUUCGGGCAAUUAACUACUCUGCUGAUGUAUACUUGAAUGGACACCAAACCAUCCUGCCGAAGGGAAUGUUUCGCAGGCAUUCAAUUGAUGUGACUAAUAUCUUAAAUCCUGAUGGUGAAAAUCUGCUUGCAGUUCUUGUUUACCCACCUGAUCAUCCUGGUAAAAUUCCCCCACAAGGAGGCCAAGGGGGUGAUCACGAGAUUGGAAAAGAUGUUGCCGCACAAUAUGUUCAGGGGUGGGAUUGGAUGGCUCCGAUCAGGGAUAGGAACACUGGUAUUUGGGAUGAGGUAUCCAUCACUGUUGCUGGGCCUGUAAAAAUUGUAGAUCCUCAUUUGGUUUCAUCGUUCUUUGAUGAUUACAAGAGGGUUUAUUUGCAUACUACCACAGAGUUAGUAAACAGAAGUGCUAAUGCAGCCGAUUGUUCCUUGAAAAUUGAAGUAUCAACCGAACUUGAAGGAAAUACUUUAUUGGUUGAACAUCUUCAGACUAAGCAGUUGUCAAUCCCAGCUAGAUCGCACGUCCAAUAUACAUUUCCUGAGCUUUUUUUCUACAAACCAAGUUUGUGGUGGCCAAAUGGCAUGGGGAAGCAAUCCCUGUAUAAUGUUCAAAUUACCGUUGAUGUUGAUGGUUAUGGAGAGUCUGAUACAUGGAUCAAUCAUUUUGGAUUCCGUAAAAUUCAUAGUGAAAUCGACAGUGCUACUGGUGGAAGGCUGUUUAAAGUCAAUGGAGAGCCUGUUUUUAUUCGUGGUGGAAAUUGGAUUCUAUCUGAUGGUUUACUUAGGCUCUCAAAGAAGCGCUACCAAACAGACAUCAAGUUUCAUGCAGAUAUGAACUUUAACAUGAUACGCUGUUGGGGUGGUGGAUUGGCCGAGAGACCUGAUUUUUAUCACUACUGUGACAUUUAUGGUUUGCUGGUUUGGCAAGAGUUUUGGAUAACCGGAGAUGUUGAUGGGAGAGGUGACCCAGUCUCUAACCCUGAUGGUCCACUAGACCAUGACCUUUUCAUGUAUUGUGCAAGAGACACUGUCAAGCUUCUAAGGAAUCAUCCCAGUCUUGCUUUAUGGGUUGGUGGAAACGAACAAAUACCACCAGAUGACAUCAAUACAGCUUUGACCAAUGAUUUAAGACUUCAUCCAUUUUUCCUAAAAGUCAAUGAAACCAACAAGUUAAAAGAAGAAACAGCUCCGGUUCUAAUGGACCCCAGUCAAUAUCUAGACGGAACACGGGUUUACAUAAAGGGAUCACUGUGGGAAGGAUUUGCAGAUUCGCAGGGUGGCUGGACUGAUGGACCUUAUGAAAUUCAGAAUCCUGAGGACUUUUUUAAAGAUGAUUAUUAUAAAUAUGGGUUUAAUCCUGAAGUUGGUAACGUGGGAAUGCCGGUUGCUGCUACUAUAAGAGCAACAAUGCCUCCUGAGGGAUGGGAGAUUCCUCUAUUUAAUAAGUUACCAAGUGGCUAUGUAGAGGAAGUUCCGAAUCCCAUUUGGACUUACCAUAAGUACAUUCCUUACUCGAAACCAGAUUUGGUACAUGAUCAGAUACUACUCUAUGGUAAACCAAAGGAUCUUGAUGAUUUUUGUCUCAAGGCUCAGUUGGUGAAUUAUAUUCAGUAUAGAGCGUUAUUAGAGGGAUAUACUUCUCGCAUGUGGACUAAACACACUGGUCUUCUGAUAUGGAAAACUCAGAAUCCUUGGACGGGUCUUCGAGGCCAAUUUUAUGAUCAUCUUCAUGACCAAACUGCAGGUUUCUAUGGUUGUCGCCAUGCUGCAGAACCGGUACACGUCCAGUUAAAUCUGCUAACUUAUUUCAUAGAGGUGGUCAACACUACAUCCAUUGAACUUUCUGAUGUGGCUAUUGAGGUGUCUGUGUGGGAUCUUGAAGGAAAUUGUCCUUACUACAAAGUUUCGGAUACGCUCUCUGUGUCAUCAAAGAAAACAGUACCAAUAUUUGAGAUGAAGUACCCCAAGUCUAAAAAUCCUAAGGCUGUCUACUUUCUGCUUCUCAAGCUCUAUAACAUAUCAGAUUCUAAGAUAAUAUCAAGAAAUUUUUACUGGCUACAUUUACCUGGUGGUGAUUAUAAACUAUUGGAACCGUACAGGAAUAAGAAAAUACACCUCAAAAUGACUUCUGACAUUUUUAUUAGCGGGUCAACAUACAAAGUUCGUGUGCAGUUAAAAAACAAAUCAAAGAAACCAGAUACCAGAAGUUUACUCUACAAGAACUUCACGGAAAGAAAUCAUGAUGGUGAUUUUGAUUUGACAUCAUCAGAUACCAAAAAGGAGAAUGGUUUACUACAAAAGUUCUACAGUCGAUUUUCAAGAGAAGAUAGCGAUGUUAGAGUGUCUGAAAUUAAUGGUACCGAUGUUGGUGUUGCUUUCUUUCUUGCUUUCUCAGUUCAUGCUUCUAAUAAGGAUCAUAAAAAAGGUGACGACACUAGAAUUCUUCCAGUUCAUUAUUCAGACAAUUAUUUUUCAUUGGUUCCUGGUGAAAAGAUGACAGUCACGAUUUCUUUUGAAGUACCUAAAGGCAUCACCCCACGAGUUACGCUUCAUGGCUGGAAUUAUGAUAGUGCCCAUACUGUUCAUGAAGUCAAGUAGCAUAUAUCCGAGUCAGGGUGAUACUGGAAAAUACGCAUAUUUUUGCUCGCUUUGCGUAUUUGCCCACGUUUGUAAUGUGGUGAGACGUAUCGUGAUACUAAUAUUGGAUUAUUCUUCUUGUGUCAUUAAUACCAGAUUAAUUCAUAAAUCUUUAACUUUAAA
Messenger RNA from Erigeron canadensis, 3256 nucleotides. RefSeq names its product mannosylglycoprotein endo-beta-mannosidase. NCBI's taxonomy places the organism in Eukaryota, Viridiplantae, Streptophyta, Magnoliopsida, Asterales, Asteraceae. Gene Ontology annotation, molecular function: hydrolase activity, hydrolyzing O-glycosyl compounds. Bases 182 to 3094 code for a protein of 970 amino acids. The record is from RefSeq and is a predicted model, not a curated record. Gene Ontology annotation, biological process: carbohydrate metabolic process. The transcript has 12 exons.